AUGGAGAUCCCCAAGUCGAAGCUGAAGUACAUCCCAUCUUCGGGGACCUACCCUAAGGGGUUCCAGGUGGGCUCUGUGGCGUCGCACGUAAAGAAGAACGGGCAGCCAGACCUGGCUAUGAUCUACUCCAGCAAGCCGUGCAGUGCUGCCGGUGUGUUCACGACGAACAAGUUCAAGGCUGCUCCGGUCCUGGUGGACAGGGAGAACCUGCAGCUGAAGCACAACCAAGACUUCCACUCAAUUGUCAUCAACUCCGGGUGUGCCAACGCUGUCACGGGGGAGGGCGGUCUCAGCGACGCCAAGGAGCUCAUCCAGCACGCAGACAGGGCGCUGCACGGCGGGAAGACGUUUGACGUGGCCAAGACGCUGACGAUGUCGACCGGUGUCAUUGGCCAGAGACUCCAGAUGGACAAGAUCAGGGCCGGGAUCGACGAUGUCGUCGGCAGGCUCGGCUCCGACCACGAGCACUGGCUUGCCUGCGCUACGGGGAUCAUGACGACCGACACGUUCCCGAAACUCAUCUCCCGCAGCUUCGAGCACAACGGCGUGGCGUACUCGAUCUCCGGCCUUGUCAAGGGCGCCGGCAUGAUCUGCCCCAACAUGGCGACGCUUCUUGGCCUCAUCAUCACCGAUGCGCCCAUCGAGGCGCAAACCCUCGACCGCCUGCUGAAGGCCUCCGUCGACAAGUCCUUCAACUGCAUCUCCGUGGACGGCGACAUGUCGACCAACGACACAAUCCUCUCCCUGGCCAACGGAGAGAGCGGCGGUGAACUCAUCACCGAGACCUCCGGCGAGCUCUUCGACCUUUUCCAGAAGAACUUCAAGGAGCUUGCCAUCGAACUCGCCAAGCUCGUCGUCCGCGACGGAGAGGGCGCCACCAAGUUCAUCACCAUCAACGUCCGCAACGCCAAGGACGACGCCGAGGCCAAGAAAGCCGCCAACUCCAUCUCCAACUCGGCCCUCGUCAAGACCGCCAUGUUCGGCAAGGACGCCAACUGGGGCCGCAUCCUCUGCGCCAUCGGCUACGCUGACGUCGCUGUCGACCCGAAGAAGACCAACGUCUCGUUUGUUCCUGCCGACGGCAGCCCCGAGCUGAAGCUGCUUGUCGACGGCGAGCCCCAGCAGGUCGACGAAGCCCGGGCCAGCCAGAUCUUAGAGCUCCCAGACCUCCAGAUCGAGGUCGACCUAGGCCAGCCGGCCGAUGGCAGCUGCCAGUUCUGGACCUGCGACCUCUCCCACGAGUACGUUACCAUCAACGGUGACUACAGAAGC
Pichia membranifaciens NRRL Y-2026 is the source of this 1272-nucleotide messenger RNA. RefSeq lists its product as hypothetical. Gene Ontology annotation, cellular component: mitochondrial matrix. The transcript has a single exon. Gene Ontology annotation, molecular function: L-glutamate N-acetyltransferase activity, acting on acetyl-L-ornithine as donor; L-glutamate N-acetyltransferase activity, acting on acetyl-CoA as donor. Lineage: Eukaryota; Fungi; Ascomycota; Pichiomycetes; Pichiales; Pichiaceae. Gene Ontology annotation, biological process: L-ornithine biosynthetic process; L-arginine biosynthetic process. The annotation marks the transcript as partial. The record is from RefSeq and is a predicted model, not a curated record.